CCGAGAUUUGGGCUCUCUGAUCUCUUUGUGACUGCAGGACCCAGAGCUGGGAACGCGACGUGAAUUAGAGCGGCUCCGGGAACUGGGCAACGCGGACGGGCGGUAUGGGAUGCUUCUGGUUGUUUGUGCUGUGCCUCUUCUCUCCAGCUGGAGCAAACUUCACUGAGCUGACUGGGAUGUUUGGACAGAUUCAGUCUCCCAACUACCCAGAAGGUUAUCCGAGUGAUUUAGACUUAACUUGGAAUAUCACAGUUCCCACAGGAUUCCGAAUCAAACUCUACUUCAUGCACUUCGAUCUGGAGCCUUCCUAUCUCUGUGAAUAUGAUUAUGUGAAGGUCGUGUCUGAUGAUUUGCUGGAAACAUUUUGUGGCAGAGAGAGUACUGACACUGAACGAAUCCCUGGCCAAGAGUUUGUGUUAACAAAGAGCAACACCAUGACUGUUACGUUCAAGACAGAUUUUUCCAAUGAGGAACGAUUCACUGGCUUUGAAGCUCAUUAUUCUGCCAUCGAUAUCGAUGAGUGUGUGGAGAAGCUGGAUGAAGCAUUGGUCUGCGACCACUUCUGUCACAAUUUCAUCGGUGGAUUUUACUGCUCCUGCAGAUUCAGCUAUAUCCUUCAUUCAGAUAAUCGGACCUGCAAAGUUGAGUGUCGUGACAAUGUAUUCACUGAGAAAUCAGGCACGAUCAGCAGUCCAGACUAUCCCAAUUCAUACCCCAAAAGCUCAGACUGCCUAUACCGCAUUGAACUGGAGGAAGGAUUCACCAUCUCUUUGGAAUUUGCAGACAUCUUUGAUUUAGAAGAUCACCCUGAUGUGCCGUGCCCCUAUGACUACCUGAAGAUUAAAGCUGGAAUAAAUGAGUUUGGUCCGUAUUGUGGAGAUAAAAGUCCUGGGAAGGUCAAUACAAACAGCAGCAGUAUUCACAUUACCUUCCACAGUGAUGAUUCAGGGGAUAACCAAGGCUGGAAGCUCACUUUCACAUCAGUUGGCAACCCAUGUCCUGUUGUACAUCCUCCUGCCAAUGGUACAAUUGAACCUGUCCAGGAGCAAUAUUCAUUCAAAGAUCAGGUCCAAAUCAGAUGUAACACUGGAUUUAAAUUUGUCAAGGGUGGUGAUGAAGUGGAAGCAUAUCAGAUUGAGUGCCAGAAAUCUGGAACGUGGAGUAGCAGUAUUCCUACAUGCAAAGUUAUCGACUGUGGGACACCCCGACCACUCGAGGAUGGAUUCAUCACUUUCCAUAGCACAGACAAUCGAACACUGUUUGGAAGCCACAUUGAAUAUUCAUGUCAUGCCAUAUAUUACCGGAUGGAGACAGAAUUGAACACUACAUAUACCUGUAUGGAGAAUGGGUUUUGGGUCAAUGAUGAACUGGGCACAGAUCUCCCUACCUGUCAGCCAGUGUGUGGGAAGCCGAGAAUAAAACCAUCAUCAAUCCAACCUAAAAUAGCACAGGGCAGAGCUGUAUCAAAAGGAGCCUUACCAUGGAUCACAAUGUUGUCGAAGAAUGGCAUUCCUUUCUGUGGUGGGUCAUUAAUUGGGCAGAAGUGGAUCAUAACUGCAGCCCAUUGUCUUCAUCCUCCAUAUGACCCUGACAAUCCAAAUCUGAGCAACUUCCAACACAUUAAUGUCACAUCGUUUAAAGUCAUUUUAGGGAGGCAGAAAACGUUGAGAAAAGAAGAAACAGAACAAGUGUUUCGUGCUAAAAGAAUUAUCUCUCACCCCUGUUACAAUGGCUCAACCUUUGAAUUUGACAUUGCGUUGUUGGAACUCCCACAUAAAGUGACAAUAACAGACUAUGUGAUGCCAAUCUGUCUACCAGAGAACUCCUUCUCAACUUUACGUACAGAUGAUAUGGUGAUAGUCAGUGGAUGGGGCAAACAGUUCCUGCAUUCAAUUCCCGAAACUCUGAUGGAGAUUGAGAUUCCUAUUGUGGACCAUGACAAAUGCAAGAAUGUUUACUCUCAACUUGGGAGACAAGUAACAGAUGACAUGAUCUGUGCAGGUCUGAAGCAAGGUGGGAGUGAUGCCUGCCAAGGAGAUUCUGGGGGCCCAAUGGUGGCGCUAGACAAUGAAACAAAUCGCUGGUUCCUGGUAGGGACAGUCUCGUGGGGAGAUGGCUGUGGAGAGGACAACAGAUAUGGAGUUUAUUCUGAUGUCAGGAAAAGCCUAGAGUGGAUCCACAAUGUAACAAAAGUCAAGAACUUUUGAUAAAUUUUAGGAACUCAAACCUCAAAAAUAUCAAAUUGUUUUCAAUCGUUUUUACUGCAACUUUGAAUGAGUUUUCUGUAGAACAAUCUAUUGUAAAUAUUUCAUUCCUUUGGGUAAAUUAUAUAAUUAUAACACCAAAAAUCAGCAACACAUUUCUGUCUAAGUCAUGAA
This is a messenger RNA of Stegostoma tigrinum, 2378 nucleotides long. It is a transcript of the gene masp1, whose product is annotated as MBL associated serine protease 1. Gene Ontology annotation, molecular function: calcium ion binding; serine-type endopeptidase activity. Gene Ontology annotation, biological process: complement activation; zymogen activation. NCBI's taxonomy places the organism in Eukaryota, Metazoa, Chordata, Chondrichthyes, Orectolobiformes, Stegostomatidae. Gene Ontology annotation, cellular component: blood microparticle; extracellular region. The record is from RefSeq and is a predicted model, not a curated record. Bases 105 to 2207 code for a protein of 700 amino acids. The transcript is spliced from 16 exons.